Dermacentor albipictus is the source of this 2397-nucleotide messenger RNA. RefSeq lists its product as uncharacterized. Gene Ontology annotation, cellular component: cytosol. Gene Ontology annotation, molecular function: GTPase activity; GTP binding; protein kinase binding. The record is from RefSeq and is a predicted model, not a curated record. Gene Ontology annotation, biological process: small GTPase-mediated signal transduction. Lineage: Eukaryota; Metazoa; Arthropoda; Arachnida; Ixodida; Ixodidae.
CAUUGUAGGAUACAGUGGGGCCGGAGCACUACGACCGGUUGCGGCCGCUGUCGUACCCAGACACUGACGUCAUCCUCACGUGCUUCAGCAUCGACUCGCCCGACUCCCUGGAGAACAACCCGGAGUCUGGGAAGCCGGGGGUACGUCACGUCUGGCCCAGCGUACAUGUCGUUCUUGCGGGGAUCGAAGGCCCCGUACACGCUGUCGAAGUUCGCCAAGGCGAAGAACAACAGGCAGCAGGAGCACUACGACCAGUUUCGGCUGCUGUCGUACUCAGAAACGGACGUCAUCCUCACGUGCUUCAGCAUCGACUCGCCCGACUCCCUGGAGAACAACCCGGAGUCUGGGAAGCCGGGGGUACGUCACGUCUGGCCCAGCGUGCAUGUCGUUCUUGCGGGGAUCGAAGGCCCCGUACACGCUGUCGAAGUUCGCCAAGGCGAAGAACAACAGGCAGCAGGAGCACUACGACCAGUUGCGGCUGCUGUCGUACUACUCAGAAACGGACGUCAUCCUCACGUGCUUCAGCAUCGACUCGCCCGACUCCCUGGAGAACAACCCGGAGCCUGGGAAGCCGGGGGUACGUCACGUCUGGCCCAGCGUGCAUGUCAUUCUUUCGGGGAUCGAAGGCCCUGUACACGCUGUCGAAGUUCGCCAAGGCGAAGAACAACAGGCAGCAGGAGCACUACGACCAGUUGCGGCUGCUGUCGUACUACUCAGAAACGGACGUCAUCCUCACGUGCUUCAGCAUCGACUCGCCCGACUCCCUGGAGAACAACCCGGAGUCUGGGAAGCCGGAGGUACGUCACGUUUGGCCCAGCGUGCAGGUCGUUCUUGCGGGGAUCGAAGGUUCCCGUACACGCUGUCGAAGUUCGCCAAGGCGAAGGACAACAGGCAGCAGGAGCACCACGACCGGUUGCGGCCGCUGUCGUACUCAGAAACGGACGUCAUCCUCACGUGCUUCAGCAACGACUCGCCCGACUCCCUGGAGAACAACUCGGAGUCUGGGAAGCCGGGUGUACGUCACGUCUGGCCCAGCGUGCAGGUCGUUCUUGCGGGGAUCGAAGGUCCCCGUACACGCUGUCGAAGUUCGACAAGGCGAAGAACAGCAGGCAGCAGGAGCACUACGACCGGUUGCGGCCGCUGUCGUACUCAGAAACGGACGUCAUCCUCACGUGCUUCAGCAUCGACUCGCCCGAUUCCCUGGAGAACAAGCCAGAGCCCGGGAAGCCGGGGGUACGUCACUUCUGCUCCAGCAUGCAUCUCAUUAUUGUGGGCGUCGAAGGCCGUACGUGCUGUCGAAGUUCGCCAAGGCGAAGAACAAGAUGCAGCUGGAGGGAUACAACCUGUUACGGCCGCUGUCGUAUCCAUACAUGGACGUCAUCCUCACGUGCUUCAGCAUCGACUCGCCCGACUCCCUGGAGAACAACCCGAAGUCGGGGAGGCCGGGGGUACGGAACGUCUGCCGCAGCGUGUACAGCGUGUACGGGGGCCGAAGGCCCCGUACACGCUGUCGAAGUUCGCCAUGGCAAAGAACAACAGGCAGCAGGACGGCUACGAUCUGUUGCGGCCGCUGUCUUACCCAGACACGGACGUCAUUCUCGCGUGUUUCAGCGUCGACUCGCCUGACUCCCUGGAGAACAACCCCAAGUGCGCUAGGCCGGUAGUACGCCACUUCGGCCCCAGCGUGCAUAUCAUUCUUGCGGGGAUCGAAGUACACGCUGUCGAAGUUCGAGGCAAAGAAGCACAAGCAGCUGGAGGAUUACGACCGGUUGCGUCCGCUGUCGUAUCUAUACAUGGACAUCAUCUUCACGUGCUUCAGCAUCGGCUCGCCCGACUCCCUGGAGAACAACCCGGGGUCAGGGAAGCCAGGGGUACGCCACUUCUGCUCUAGCGUGCACCUCAUUCUUGCGGAAAUCGACGUGCACGCUGUCGAAGUUCGUCAAGGCGAAGAACAACAGGCAGCAGGAGGGCUACGACCUGUUGCGGCCACUGUCGAUCGUGCCCGGACAUGGAUUUCAUCCUCAGGUGCUUCGGUAUCGACUCGCCCGACUCCCUGGAGAACGUUCUUUGAUAAGCUUUCGUAGUGUGGAACUUAAUUAGUGGGAUCAAGAAAAUUCGUUUAAUUGGGAAGAAGAGUAGGAUCGAGCAUUUUCCCGGGAAUGCGUCGAACUAAAGAUGUGCUUCAAAUGCCUCACUCCGCGUGUUAACUAGUGCUGUAAUGCGAGCACGUUGGUAUGGCAUCUUGGAGUACUAUUUUAGCGCACUAUGAGGGCGUUAAUAUUCACGCUUUCUGGCACGGUUAAUUACUGCGUUGAUCAUUGUAACUUUGCAUUGAUAAUGUUGAUUUUGCCAGUCCCAUUGUACUUAUUUGUUGUACUUAUUGGUUAUAAAUAAUUA